Messenger RNA from Fomitopsis serialis, 695 nucleotides. RefSeq lists its product as uncharacterized. The transcript is spliced from 2 exons. The coding region runs from base 136 to 558 and encodes 140 amino acids. Lineage: Eukaryota; Fungi; Basidiomycota; Agaricomycetes; Polyporales; Fomitopsidaceae. The record is from RefSeq and is a predicted model, not a curated record.
CCGACAUAUGCAGCCUGUAGGUUCCUUAGUGGGCUACUUUCACGACCUAUUAAGACGCGCUCUUCCCCACACUCAGCUUCAGCUUUCUCGCAUUCAUCAUUGCCCACUUAACUCAUUUUCGUUCUCAUCGACUUAAUGGGUCCGGUCAGACUUACACUCAAGAUCACCCCGCUCUCCGCUCUCCGAACCUCCACCCACCACAUCCCCGCGCACGGGCACAUUCCCAACACCUCCCUCUCCCCGCACCCUCUCCUCAUCUACCACGGCGCGUUCACUCCCGAGCCCACGCCGCAGCCGUCGACGAUCGAGGCGCACCUCAAGCGCAUCGGCGUCGUCUCGCCGCAGUGGCGCUACACGAUGUACAGCCAGUCGCACUUCCACUCGACCACGCACGAGCUGCUCGUCGUCUUCCGCGGCGCAGCGCGGCUCCUCUUCGGCGGGGAGGGGAACCCUGGCGCAGUGACCUCGAGGCGAGGAUGGGGGACGCGAUGUUGCUGCCCGCAGGCGUCGCACACCGGCUACUGGAGGACCUGGGCGAGGGCGGGGCAUUCGAGAUGAUCGGGAGCUACCCAACCGGGAAGAACUGGGACAUGUGCUACGGAGAUGGGCGUGGGGCCGAGGACGUGGAGGGCAUCCGGGAGAGAAUCGGAGGACUCGGGUGGUUUGAGAAGGAUCCGAUUUACGGGGAAGACGGG